This is a messenger RNA of Symbiodinium sp. CCMP2592, 687 nucleotides long. The record is from the annotation of a GenBank genome assembly. NCBI's taxonomy places the organism in Eukaryota, Dinophyceae, Suessiales, Symbiodiniaceae.
AUGGAAGAGAUGAGCGACGGAGAGUACAGCAAACGAGAAUCCUUGUCCGACCUUCUGUGUGACGUGAACAGCGCUGCCGUCGAGGUGGAUGCUGUGGGUGCAUAUCACCAUAGUUCCGCCGCUUUGGCCAGCCUGGAGCGCGAGAAUCCGGACACGACGAGCGGCCGCCCCCCUCCUGUGGGCUCGACAGACUCCGGCCGGAGUCGUCCUAACGUGCUGUGGGUGGCGGAAACUUAUCCUAACGUGCUGUGGGUGGCGGAAACGCUCGCUGAAAAGGUGGAGAAUCACCUCAGACGCGAGGAGGAAGUCGAGGCCCGGGACGUUCUUCGUGUGCUGGAAUUGGUUCACACAGGCGCAGCAUACUUCUGCGGUCGUCCCACCGACUGGCCUUGGUCGUUCCAAUCCAAACAGGACCGUGCAUUCGUGGCGGAGGCGCUUGACAAAUCGCAAGCGGGGCUGACGGUGAUAUCCGCCGGCCAAUUGGAGCCGCGGGACGCAGAAAUCUUGCACAAGGCGCGCAUGAAUCUGCGUGCUGCAAUGUCCAGGAUCGAUCAGCACGUUCUCGGCCGGGAAAGUUCGAAAGCCGCUCUGCCCGGCAAGAAACGCGAGCUUCCUUCGGCGGGCAACCCGGUGCGGACCUCCGGCUGCGAUGAGGAGCGGGACAGAAAGCUCCUGCGUCUCGACUGA